CAGGGAUGAUGAAUUAUAACUGCGUUACGUUGUCAACAACGCGCACGUGUCAAAUAAUGACUUUUUGAGUUGUGUGUGAUGUUAUCUGGAGUUAACUUACCCAGAGCAGAGUUUGUGUUUAAGUGACGGGGAAGGAGAGAACACCACAUAUAUAAAAUGGCUUCGAAACAGAUUGACGAGUGUGGAUCAACAGAUGCAGAAAUGAAAUGGUAUUUUGAUAAGAAAACAAAACAGAUUGUGUUUGGUGAUGUGUCGGCCAUUGAACCAGAAUCAGAAGAGAUGAAGGGUCCAGAUAGCCUGUUAUACGAGGUAAAGAAGAGACUAGAUGUAGGGCCUCCCCCAGUACAGCUGCUGGACACACUAGACAUAGAUGGUAUAGUCAACUUCAUCAAGGAUGGGAAGUGUAAAAAUAUCAUCACCAUGUCAGGGGCUGGAAUUUCUACAUCGGCAGGCAUCCCUGACUUCAGAUCACCGGUGACUGGGUUGUAUGAUAAUCUAGAGAAAUAUGACCUUCCUUACCCGGAGGCUAUGUUUGACCUUGAAUACUUCCAGAAAAAUCCAGAGCCAUUCUUUUCCCUAGCCAAAGAGUUAUGGCCUGGUAUAUUCAAGCCAACACCUUGCCACUACUUUAUUAAGAUGUUACACAGCAAAGGCCUACUGUUACGACACUAUACACAGAACAUUGACACGCUUGAAAAUCAGGCAGGAUUGGAUCCAGAAAAGUUAGUAGAGGCUCAUGGGAGUUUUCUUACAGCUCAUUGUCUUGUUUGCAAAAAGGAAUACAGCAAGGGGUUCAUGGAAGAUAAAGUGUUAGCUGGAGAGAUACCUAUGUGUGAUAUCCAAGAAUGCACUGGCAUCAUCAAACCAGACAUUGUGUUUUUUGGUGACACGCUACCUAAAAGAUUUGCAGAUUGUGUUGAAGAGGACUUUGGGAAGUGUGACUUGUUGGUAAUUAUGGGUACGUCUCUCGUGGUUCAGCCAUUUGCUUCACUAAGUUAUAGGGUUCCAGCAAACACACCAAGGUUUUAUAUCAACUUGGAGAAAACAGGAACUGAAGGUGGGGAUAUGUUCUCCUUCAUUUUCUUUGGUGGAGGUUUCAAAUUUGAUGACAAAAACAACUACAGAGAUGUGUUUUGGCAAGGAACAUGUAAUGAUGGUUGUUUCACACUUGCCGAAAAACUGGGCUGGAAGGACGAACUCACCAUGAUUGUCCAGAAAGAGCAUGCAAAGAUUGAUAAGGAGAUGUCACUGCUGAAAUCAAAAACCAAAAAUGUCAGAGUUCGGAAAGGAAAGGGCACAGAAAAGAGAUCUGGGAACCUUGGAAAAACAGCAGUACACACUAAUUCUAGGCCUACUAUACCAAAAUCGUCUGAAAAACAGGGAAACAUACCAAUUCUUGACACAUAAUACCAGAGUCUAAUUUGUAAAACAGGAACACACUCCAAUUCUUGACAUGUUAUACCAAAGUGCAAUUUAUAAAACAGGAACACACAUCAAUUCUUGACACAUAAUACCUAAGCCUUAUUUAUAAAACAGGAACACACACCAUUUCUUGACACAUAAUACCUAAGUCUAAUUUAUAAAACAGGAACACACAUCAAUUCUUGACACAUAAUAACUAAGUCUAAUUUAUAAAACAGGAACACACACCAUUUCUUGACACAUAAUACCUAAGUCUUAUUUAUAAAACAGGAACACACACCAUUUCUUGACACAUAAUACCUAAGCCUUAUUUAUAAAACAGGAACACAUGCCAAUUCUAGACACCUGGAUUCAAAACUUCUCUUAAAAAAAUGGGACACAAACAAAUUCUACCAUUUGUUUUCUUCACAAACACAGGUAUCAUCAUACCAAUUCAGGAUUCACCAUAUCAUGGUUUUAUGUAAAAAAAGACCACAGUCACACCAAAUCUAGACACAUAAUACCAUUGUUUUCUUCAGGGACAUGCACCUAUCAAAAAAACAGAUGACACCAAAUUUUCUGUAAAACAAACAGUGGUAGGCAUCACUUCUAGACACAUGAUACCAAAGUCUAAUUUAAAACCAUUGAGACACCGAUUCUAGACGUGAUAUUAAAGUCUACUGUGAAAAACAGGCACAUGAUUUAACUCUAGGCACAAUAACAAUUAUUGUCUUCUGUGAAAAAAAAAGGGGGCACACAGUAAUUCCAGGCUUUAGUUUGGUUUGGUUUGUUUGCGUUUUACGUCCUAUUAACAGCUACGGUCAUUUAAGGACGUGCCAGGUUUU
Mizuhopecten yessoensis (Yesso scallop) is the source of this 2246-nucleotide messenger RNA. RefSeq names its product NAD-dependent protein deacetylase sirtuin-2-like. The record is from RefSeq and is a predicted model, not a curated record. NCBI's taxonomy places the organism in Eukaryota, Metazoa, Mollusca, Bivalvia, Pectinida, Pectinidae. Bases 157 to 1407 code for a protein of 416 amino acids. The transcript is spliced from 16 exons. Gene Ontology annotation, molecular function: NAD+ binding.